AUGUUCGUGAGAAUUUAUUGGAAAUCUUAUUCUGAUAAAUUUGAUAUGGCUAUAUUACUAUUUAAUUUAUAUUCAAUUAAUCAAUAUGAACUCAAAUGGAUUUUACAACAUCGUCGAAUCGAAAAGGCUUUGAUUAAAUUUCAAGCUGAUGAAAAACCAAGACUUGAAGAAGCAUUAUCACUCAUCCCGACAAAUCCAUUAUUCAUAUCAUCUAGAACUGAAAAUGAAGAAGAAAGUUUUGAUGAGGAUGAUGAUGAUAUUUUAUCUGAUGUUGGUGAAGGAACUAUCGAUUGUGCAGUUGGUAGUGAAGGUAUUUAUUAA
Molecule: messenger RNA, 321 nt
Organism: Rotaria sordida
Lineage: Eukaryota; Metazoa; Rotifera; Eurotatoria; Philodinida; Philodinidae
Source: the annotation of a GenBank genome assembly